GGGACCACUACUGCUGCCUCCUGCCGCGUGUCCCUCGCCGCCCACUGUCGUUCCGCCGCUGCCAUGGCAACCGCGCUCUGCCCGCUCCGCACCCUCGGCUGCGCCGCGCUGCGCCCCCGCGGCCGCCGCCUCCACCUCAGCGCGCCCAGAGAUGAUGCAGUUGUGAUUUCUGGAAGGAAGCUGGCCCGACAGAUCAGGCAGGAAGCCCGUCACGAGGUUGAGCAGUGGGUAGCGGCUGGAAACAAGAGACCUCACCUCAGUGUUGUUCUUGUUGGUGAAAAUCCAGCGAGUCACUCCUACGUACUGAACAAAACCAAAGCGGCUGCUGACGUUGGAAUCAGCAGUGAGACCAUCCUCAGGCCAGCUUCUGUUUCCGAAGAGGAGCUACUGGAUUUGAUCGGCAAACUCAAUAACGAUGCCAAUGUGGAUGGCCUGUUAGUACAGCUCCCUUUACCUGAGCAUAUUGAUGAACGCAAGAUUUGUAAUGCUGUGACUCCAGAUAAAGAUGUUGAUGGCUUUCAUGUGAUAAAUGUGGGGCGCAUGUGCCUUGACCAGUAUUCCAUGCUGCCGGCUACCCCGUGGGGGGUGUGGGAGAUCAUUAAGAGAACUGGCAUCCCAACGCUGGGGAAAAACGUGGUGGUGGCUGGCAGGUCAAAGAAUGUGGGCAUGCCCAUAGCCAUGUUGCUGCAUACAGAUGGCAGGCACGAGCGUCCGGGAGGUGAUGCCACAGUCACAAUAUCCCACCGCUACACUCCCAAGGAGCAGCUGAAGCAACACACGAUCCGUGCCGAUAUUGUGGUAGCAGCAGCAGGCAUACCCAAUCUGAUCACGGCCGAUAUGAUCAAAGAAGGAGCUGCGGUUAUUGAUGUGGGGAUAACGAGGGUGCAGGAUCCCGUCACUGCCAAAUCAAAGCUGGUUGGGGAUGUGGAUUUUGAAGGGGUGAAGAAGAAAGCCAGCUACAUCACUCCGGUCCCCGGGGGCGUUGGGCCCAUGACGGUUGCCAUGCUGAUGAAGAACACCAUCAUUGCUGCCAAGAAGCUGUUGAAACCCAAAGAGCUGGAAGCACUAACUGCUUAAUGUGGGACUCUCUAGCACUGAACAUGACAUUCCAAACAAUGCCAAACAGGCCGAUAGAAAAUGCAAUAUUUUUAUUUAUUUUAUUGGAAUUUCCUAUUCUGAGGCAAUAGAUAUUUAUUUGAAGCUGAAGCAUAUGCACGUUAGUCGUACUGAGGUGGAAGCAUCUACACUCCUGGCCUCCUUGUGUGAGUGAAGCUGCUUGAUUUUAAGCUAGCUCUUCUAGAAAGCUGGCCCUGCUCUUGUAGGGACCAGGCAGCAGUUGGGAUCCUGGGGGUGCAGCUCCCCUGGGAGCCUGGUGCAAUCCCGGGGGGAGGCAGAGCACUGCUCUGUGGUACAAAAGCAGCGGCCUCUAGGGUCUGCUUGUGUCUGACUCAUGCUGGAGUCUUCAUGUUUAGUUUGAGUUAAGCUCUUCUGUAGAAGAAUUACUUGAAAAUAAGAGCCAUAUAUCUGUUCUCAGCUGGGGCAGCAGAUCUGUUGUAACAUGUUCUCCUAGUGUGCAGCUAAGCUGUUUUUUUUUUUUUUGCUAGUUGGGUGGUGACUUUUUUAAAAGCCUUUUUUCUAACCAAAAAAUGGGUGGGCUGUUGGUAUCUACAUCGGGCAGACAGGUGGUUUCCUGGACUGUAUUGUAAAGUGUACAAGUACUUAGUGAAUAACUCUAAAUAAAGUACAAGAGAAAAAAUCCCAUAUCCUGCCUGUGUCCUAGAACUAUUAGCAAGCAAGUUUCUCCCAGAAAAGGCAAGCUGCCCCUGAAAUAGUUUAUUAAAGCACUUGUGCUGCAAGCUCCCUCUUGUCCCUACACAGCUUUUUUAGCUAAGAAAAAAACCCCUAAAAACUAAACUAAGGUUACUUUUUUCCUGAACUACAUCAAGGUGACAGUGUUGUGUUGGGUUUUGUGUGGCAAGGUUUUGGUAGUGGGGGGGCUACAGGGGUGGCUUCUGUGAGAAGCUGCCAGAAGCUCCCCCUGUGUCUGACAGAGCCAAUGCCAGCCGGCUCCAAGACGGGCCCGCCGCUGGCCAAGGCCAAGCCAAUCAGCGCCUCUGUGAUAACAUAUUUAAGAAGAAGAAAAACACUUAGAGAGAGCGAGCUUUUGCAGCCGGAGAGAGGAGUGAGAAGAUGUAAGAAACUCUGCAGACACCAAGGUCAGUGCAGAUGGAGGGGGAGGAGGUGCUCCAGGCGCCGGAGCAGAGAUCCCCCUGCAGCCCGUGGUGAAGACCAUGGUGAAGCAGGCUGUCCCCCUGCAGCCCAUGGAGGAAGGAUGAGGGGGUGUAGAGAUUCCACCUGCAGCCCGUGGAGGACCCCACGCCGGAGCAGGUGGAGGCACCUGAAGGAGGCUGUGGCCCGUGGGAAGCCUAUGCUGGAGCAAGCUCCUGGCAGGACUGGUGGACCCGUGGAGAGAGGAGCCCACGCCAGGGCAGGUUUGCUGGCAGGACUUGUGACCUCGUGGGGGACCCAUGCUGGAGCAGUUUGCUCCUGAAGGUCUGCACCCUGUGGGAGAGGGACUCCAUGCUGGAGUAGGGGAACGAUGAGAGGAGUCCUCCCCCUGAGGAUGAAGAAGCGGCAGAAACACCGUGAGAUGAACUGACCGUAACCCCCACUCCCUGUCCCCUUGUGCCGCUGAGGGGGGAGGAGGUCGAAGCCGGGAGUGAAGUUGAGCCCGGGAAGAUGGGAGGGGUGGGGGGAGGUGUUUUAAGAGUUGAUUUCAUUUCUCAUUGCUCUACUCUGUUUUGCCUAGUAAUAAAUGAGAUGAAUUCCCUCUC
Molecule: messenger RNA, 2834 nt
Organism: Grus americana (Whooping crane)
Lineage: Eukaryota; Metazoa; Chordata; Aves; Gruiformes; Gruidae
Gene: MTHFD2
Product: methylenetetrahydrofolate dehydrogenase (NADP+ dependent) 2, methenyltetrahydrofolate cyclohydrolase
Exons: 8
Coding region: 64-1077 (337 amino acids)
Biological process (GO): tetrahydrofolate interconversion
Cellular component (GO): mitochondrion
Molecular function (GO): methylenetetrahydrofolate dehydrogenase (NAD+) activity; methylenetetrahydrofolate dehydrogenase (NADP+) activity; methenyltetrahydrofolate cyclohydrolase activity
Source: RefSeq, a predicted model, not a curated record